AGGCGGGCGGCGGAGGAGAAGGAGGAGGAGCAGGGGGAGGCGCGGGAUAAAGGAGCGCUCGCCGCUGCCGCUCGUUCUCCGGCGGGGCUGAGGGAAGCAUCAUGGCCGCGAAGUCGGACGGGCGGCGGAAGAUGAAGAAGGGCGGCGAGGUAGCGUUCACGCCGCUGCAGAACUCCGAACACUCGGGCUCCGUGCAGGCGCUGGCCCCGGGGCUGCCCGCGGGCUCCGGGCCGGGCGGCGGCAGCGACGACGACGAGGCGCCCGGGGGCGGGUGCUGCAGCGGCGGCGGCGGGGACGGCUCGGGCGGCGGCUCCCGCUGCUGUUGCUGCUGCUGCGGCGGCGGCAGAGGAGAAGGAGGAGGGGGCGGCGGCGGGGGCUCGCGGGGCUCGGGCGGGGGCUCGUCCUCACUGUGCCUGCGGCUGGGCAGAGAGCAGCGGCGCUACUCUCUGUGGGACUGCCUCUGGAUCCUGGCCGCGCUGGCCGUGUACUUCGCGGACGUGGGCACCGACAUCUGGCUAGCGGUGGACUACUACCUGCGGGGCCAGCGCUGGUGGUUCGGGCUCACCCUCUUCUUCGUGUUGCUGGGCUCCCUCUCCGUGCAGGUGUUCAGCUUCCGCUGGUUCGCGCACGACUUCGGCGCGGAUGACGGCGCUGCCGCGGCCGCAGCCGGGCAGUGCCCCGCGGCCGAGAGCAAACUGCUGGUGAGCAGCAGCUCGGCGGCCGCGGACAUCGACGCCGCCCGGCCCUGCACGCCGCAGCGGCAGGCGUCCACUGCCAGCAAGGGCAACGCCAACAGCAGCAGCAGCGGCAGCAGCGGCCCCGCCGGAGGCGGCCCCUCCGGCAGCAGCCGCGCCGGCAGCGGCAGGUCGGCGUCGUGCGCCUUUUGCAUCUGGCUCCUGCAGUCCCUCGUCCACAUCCUGCAGCUGGGACAGGUCUGGAGGUAUUUCCACACUAUAUACUUGGGUAUCCGGAGUCGACAGAGUGGAGAGAAUGACAGAUGGCGGUUUUAUUGGAAAAUGGUGUAUGAAUAUGCAGAUGUGAGUAUGCUGCAUUUGCUAGCCACGUUUCUGGAAAGUGCACCACAGCUGGUCCUGCAGCUCUGUAUUGUUGUACAGACUCGUACACUCCAGGCCCUCCAAGGUCUUACUGCUGCAGCAUCUCUCGUAUCCCUUGCCUGGGCUCUGGCUUCGUACCAGAAGGCCCUCCGUGACUCCCGUGAUGACAAGAAGCCCAUCAGUUAUAUGGCUGUUAUAAUCCAGUUUUGCUGGCAUUUCUUCACUAUUGCAGCAAGGGUCAUUACUUUUGCUCUCUUUGCCUCGGUUUUCCAACUGUACUUUGGGAUCUUCAUUGUGCUCCACUGGUGCAUCAUGACCUUCUGGAUUGUCCACUGCGAGACAGAGUUUUGCAUCACCAAAUGGGAGGAGAUAGUCUUUGACAUGGUUGUUGGAAUAAUCUAUAUCUUCAGCUGGUUCAAUGUCAAGGAAGGAAGGACACGCUGUAGGCUUUUCAUUUACUAUUUUGUGAUCCUUUUGGAAAACACCGCCUUGAGUGCUCUCUGGUAUCUCUACAAAGCCCCACCAAUCUCCGAUGCAUUUGCCAUACCAGCACUGUGCGUGGUGUUCAGCAGCUUUUUAACAGGCAUUGUUUUUAUGCUGAUGUACUAUGCCUUCUUUCAUCCCAAUGGACCAAGGUUUGGGCAGUCACCAAGCUGUGCUUGUGAGGACCCUGCAGCUGCCUUUACCCUACCCACAGAAGUGGCAACGAACACUCUUCGGUCCAUCUCCAACAACCGGAGUGUGACGAGUGAACGGGAUCAAAAAUUCGCAGAGCGGGACGGGUGUGUGCCUGUGUUCCAGGUGAGGCCCACUGCUCCAUCCACACCAUCAUCCCGACCUCCCCGGAUUGAGGAGUCGGUCAUUAAAAUCGAUCUGUUCAGGAACAGGUACCCAGCCUGGGAGAGACACGUGUUGGACAGGAGCCUGAGGAAGGCAAUCCUAGCAUUUGAAUGUUCCCCUGCUCCUCCACGGCUACAGUAUAAAGAUGAUGCCCUCAUCCAGGAGCGCUUGGAAUAUGAAACCACAUUAUAAACAAAGCAAAAAUGCAGCUUGGAUAAGCUCUGGCAUUACAGUCCAAGUUAAGGAUUGAUGGGAGGGCUGUAGGAAUAACUAAACUGUGUACUAUCAUUAGAGCAGCAAGCUGUAGUGUUCUUAGUCUGGCUACCAUCAUGAUUAUCAUUUGAUCCACUGUGUGCAGUCCAUCUGCAGGACACUAGUACAACAACAUCACCUGAAAGCCUCAAAAAAUAAACAAAAAACCCACAACCAUCCCACACAUACUGAUCAGUUACUGGGAAAACUCACCCAUGACUCCUUGCUGCUAUGAAACUCGGACUGAGCGGUACUCACAAGCAAACCAACAGGGGGUUUCUGACCAGAGCUUUCAACUUUAGCCAGUAGUACAUUUUAUUUUAGAAAUGAAUGACUGAUAUUUGCAUAAUCAAUGGUGAAAACAAGCAAAGAAAAAUCCUCUCAAAAAUAUCGAAACUGUAGCACACAACAUUGCCAUUAUUAAAACUGGUAUCUGGGGGAAAAUAGGAGCAUAGUAGUCUUCAACAUCCCAUAAAUAGAUCAUUCAGGUUAGACUAGAUUUGCAAAAUAGUUCUUAAUUAAAAAGACAUCAUCAUGUUAGCAAGGUUAUAAACAGAAAACAACUCUGAUUACAUAGCUCACAAACAUUGACACCACCAGAACUGUUUGUUUCCUGUGGAAUUUCAGUCUUUUUAAUUGCAAUUUAAGUCCAUUAUGUUGCUUUCAACAGAAAUCCUAUGCAGCUCACUUCUGGUUUUCAGGAGAAAUAAGGAGCUCCAGCACGUAGUGAUGUAAAUUAAAUGAUAAUCAUGAUUCAGUGUUCAAUUUGCAAAAAAAAUAUAUAUAUAUGUAUGUAAAAGAACAGGGAAGUAUAGUUUUCAUAUUCUAAAGUUUUUUGGAGGACCCCAUUGAGAUAUUUCAGAAGGAACUACAUGGAGAUGAACGCGCUGAAACUUCUCUCUGUUUCAGAACUGGGAAUGCAUGAUUCAGUGUGUGAAUGUAUGCAGGGGUGACAAGAGACUAUGACAUGCCAUACCCUUCUAGUGCCAAACAUUGUGUAACUGCAAGAUUGACGUUGCCCGAGGGACAGAUCACGAGUGGCAUGAACCCUAGGAGACCAAGAAGCAGGAAAGACCAAUCCAGUUCUCAACGUGUCGAGACAGCUCUGAUUUUUCCCACCCAUGGUGAAAAUGAUGUCUUUUAAAGGCUUUCAGUCACCUCUUAGUAAGUAUAUUCAGUGAAGUGUGAUAUAACCCAGCUGUGUGGAAGACCCUCUUCUGCCUGUUCAGAACUUGUUCCAGAUAUAUCUAAAAAUUACACUGUAAUACAGAGUGAUUUUGCUACAAGCUUUUGGGUUUGAAAUACCUCCCUAAAUCUAGUCAACAGUAUCCUACUUUAUGUUAAAAGUAUCCCCUGAUGGUGCUUUCAGAUGCAUUAAAGGUGCAAGUCAAAAUUUGAUAGUAUUUUUUUUAAAGCUGGUGCAGAGUGAAAAACUCAUGAAUUAUUUCAAUAUUUUUGUAAAGUAAAAAAAAAAUGGUAUAAAAAGGUUACUUUUUAUAAACCUCAAAUCUUUUAAUACAUUUCAUUCUCUUUAUAGCUUAGAUUUUAAGAAUUGGUCCAUGAAUUUUAUCAUCUAGAUUCUGCAGGUUGAUACAAACCUGGUUUUCACACAUUAUGGAUUUGUUUUGCAGUGUAAUGCGAUAUGAAAGCCUACAUGGGUACUUUUAGAAUACACCAUAAACUGCGGAUCCUGCUUCAAGUAUAAGUGGUUUGUAAAGAGACCGAGCAGUUCCAUAAGAAACAAUUUGCUAAAACUAUUUCCAUCCGUUCUAGGAGAGUGAAGCAGAACUGAAGAGUUACUUUUUUAAAUGGCAUUGUCAGAAUGGAGAAGACCUGAUGAUUGGUAUUUUAAUCUUCAUGUCAGGUAUAUUCAUUGUAGUCACUGCUGUAUAUGCUGCUGGGUAAAUUUCAGUCUUUCCUGUUAAUAAUAUUUGUACUAUGAAAUGGCAGAGGUUACACACCUUUGUUUGUUUGUAUGCGUUCAAUUAGCCAUUUUUAAUGUUGACUUUUUUUAUUAGAGAAAUGUUCAAUAUCUGUUGAUCUUUUGUGGGGCAAGUUCCUCAAAACAAAAUAUCUGUCUGUGGAAGUAUAGGAACCUGCAAGCCAGAAGGAAUUUUGCACAGAUCAGAAAACACCCGUGCUUGAAGGGUUUCUUAGGUGUUUUCAAAUUAAGCAGUGGCCAGCUGCCUCAAUAAUCGUUUUUAAAUAAAAAAGUUCUUUGAUAGUCCAAACCCAAAGCUUUGUAGAAAGUGAUUGCCCUUCCCUCUGUGCAGACAUAGGUGACUAUAAAGAGAAGAUCUUUCAUGUUUUGUCAAAAAAUAUACCACUGUAAGAACUGCUAAAAGGGAUCUGGGGACGAAGUCCUUUGUCUGGAUGAAUUCAAUUGAGCCUUCGCUCCAGAAUCCAACAUUUGGUGUCAAAAGGAAAUUUGCCUUUACAAACAAGUGUAAGCUUUGUAAUCCAAGAUGUGAGGGUUUCUUUCUGAAACCAUUCUGUAUGUUUGGUGCUUCGUCAGUAACUCAGAAAUGUUAGUGUGAGCGGGGCACAGCGGGCAAUGCUCCCGGACCACGUGGGCUCUCCUGGGGAGAGGGACAACAUCAGCAGGCCUGGCCCUAUUUUGAUGGCCUUCUCAUACCACAUCGCUCUUCCUUGGAGCUGUGAACUCUUCGGUCAGGGCUGACAGUGCUGAAGAAACAGUGCAGAACGCAAAGGGUUAUGGCCUGGACCAGUGGUUGCAUUGCAAGGUUUCAGAAGAAGGCAAGCAGUGAAUAUGUUUGAUUUUCCCUCCAGUUUUGGAAGAAAGGAUGCAGAAAUGUUAUUUUUUUUCAUUGUUAGUAUCAACCAGUUAAUUCCCUUACCCUCCCAUCAUUUUUAGUAUGUUUUUAGUAGAGCUUGUAAAUUCAGUUCAAGUAAACUAUUGCAGGUUCUGAGUGCACAGUGCCGUACUUGAUAUUACGUACACACAGAGGCAGUAUGCAUACUCCACUGCCUUCUGAAUUCAGGCUGGGUGUUUCAGGAAUAAGGGAAAGUAAUUUUAUUCUGAGUUAAAAUCUGCUCUCCACAAUCCUUCUCUGUUAUGUUUGUAACAUCAGUGAUACUUGCGGUGAGAACAGGACAGCUAUUGAAACUUUAAUGCUCAGAUGACUACAUGAACAGUUUUAUUAGUCUGCUUUGCUGUGAACAGUCACCAUAAAAGCUGUAAUAAUUUUUUAUACAACUUGUCAAAAUUAAAUAUAGUCCACAUUUAAAUCCCAUGAUGGCCUUACGGACAAUAAAAAAUCAAUAUGCACUAUUCUUUUUAAAGCAAACUGUUUUAAGGUCUAUCAAUAAAGUUCAAUGAAGACAGCAAUAGCAAAAAAAAAUAAAAAUAAAAAAUAAAAUAAAAAUUUUAAAAAAAUCCAGAAAAGUGUAAAAAAAAUCUUCUGCUUUUAAAAUAAUGGAAAAAAGAAAAAAAAAAGAAAAAAAAAUCGGGUCUUUUAAAUUCUAUUGCAGAAUAACAGGAAAAUAAAAACAUUCAUAAUUACGUUCUGGGGAAGAAAGUGAUCACAUCUCUUUGCUAGAAGGAAGUGUCAUGUAAAGGUUGUCCUGAGGAAACAAACAAAUUUACCAGCAAAUGUCAAGGUAACUUAUCUUGGUCCUAAAACUUUGAGAGCUGUAGAUUUGUGUGCUACAGAAAAGGCAAUCUAAGGAGUAAUCACUGCUCUAAAGGAAAAGAAUGCAUAUCCAUGUUCAUUCAAAAAAUGUAAGAAAAUGUAAGAUAAACUUUUUGUCUUAUUUUUAAAGAAGUGUUAUUUACUCUACAGUAAGAUAGUCUUAUAAUAAUAUUUGAACAAUGUGCAAUACCUUUUUUUUUAAGUAAAAAUCAUUUCCAGUUCUCUUUGUGUCAGUUAAAAUAUGCUUCUUGUGUUAGAGCAGUGUUUCUGUGCUUGGGUUAUUUGGGCUUGGCGGUGUAUAAAUACUAUCUUCAUUGGCAAAUUAACAAAGUUUGUAUUAAUUAAUUUAUGUAGCACUGAAGUUAGGGAAAAUAUUCCUUCCAAACUGAAAUGUUAGACUUUAUCUGUCUGAUUUUGUAAACUUUUAGGAAGAGGAAGAAAAUCUAAAAAAUUUUGGAGUUGCAAUUUUUAAUACACAGUGAAUAUCAAAUUAACCCAUUUUUUUAAAAGAUGUAUGGUAAUCUCAUCAACAUACCAUGAACAAUUCAUGAGUAGUAUUAAAAGUAUGACUGGUGCUAUCUUUGGAAAGGAACUCCCUCUACCUAAAAGCCAACAUAUCCCUUUACUUUUGAUUGGCCUGCAGGUAUUCGCAACUAGUCUGCUGUAUAACCCUUCGUCCAGUAAUGAAAAUUAUUUGAACAUCCAAUUCCAUAAAAGCCUUAAAAAUGGCAUCGUACUCAGUUUCAGUUAAUUCUGACAGUGACCCAGCUCCCAAAGCCACCAUUCUUUCUCCGCUCAGCCCAUGACAUCACACAGCCCAGAGCAGCUGAGAUGCUGUGGUUUACUCUCCACCCCCUGCACUGCCUGCAUAAUGCCAAGGAAAAACCCCUGGCUGAGUGCCGGGGUCCUACUGCUGCCUCUCUCUUGCUCCUGUGCACGGUGGAAGUGGAGUGAAUCACAUUUGUGCAUCCAGCUAAAUAGGCUUUUUUUUUUUAGGUUGAGUUCAUACCAGGGUGCGUAGUAAAAAUAAUCGCAACUCGUGUCCUCGAAUUUACAAGCUCAACAGUAAUUACUAGUUCUGCAGCGUAACAAUGCCUAACGCAGGAAGAAUUGUCUAAAUAGACAAUAAGCCAUUUAAUUUUGCUAAUUGUAGCAAUUAGGCUAGCUCUCAUGAAGCCCAUGCUCCCAGCAGAAAGCCAAAUGGAGCAGUGGCACACAGCCAUUUAUAUGGCAGGGACAUUACGCUAUGAAGCCCUCCCUUGACUGUUUCUAGAGCUAGGUCAUUUCAUUACAGCGUUGAAUCCACUCCUCUUCAUUCCGAUAAAAUAGAUAAAGUACAACAUGAUUACAGAUCUGUGAAUGAAAGAAAGAAAGAAAGAAAGAAAGAAAGAAAGAAAGAAAGAAAGAAAGAAAGAAAGAAAGAAAGAAAGAAAGAAAGAAAAAAGGCAGAUUACUGCAAUUCACCGAUAGUGAUUUUCUGAAACACGUUUAUCCAUUCUUUUCACUUGGCUGCAGAUUACUGAGUGAUCUGCAUCCAAAAGGAUUUCUCGCAUCUGAUAUUAUCUCUCAUUACAGGAGAGAUGGAGAUGACCUCACAAAUCCCUGCUUGCACCAGGUUAGAGAAAUGUGCCACUGGUUUAUGGAUCACUGUCAAAGCUCCUUUAGCAUGUGAUCAGUCCAUUGGGAUUGUUUGUAAGCUUGCUUUACCACAGUGGCAUCACUGCAGGUGUUUGGUAGGAUUUCUUAACAAAACCCUUGAGUGAAUAAUUUCAUGUACUCUGUGCCUAGUGCUACCAUAGCAUGAAUCAGAUCAUUUUUUCUCCCUUAGUUAAAACAUUCAUUAAUAUAUCCAUUUUGACCAAGUUGAAACCCCACUUGUUUCCAGUGAUCCCUAUACAAACCCACUGCUGACCAAUACCUUCACUAAAAGGAGCCUUUUGCAAACACGGCUUGGCUCCAGCACUUAUGUUCUGUUCUGAACUCUUUGCAUCUAAUUCUGAUGCAGAGAGUCAUAUAUACUCAUUAGUAAGCCACGUCCCUCCUUUGAAUCCUGGAGCAGAAAGGACCGAUAAGUGAGAUGCAGGGUAAAAGGCCUGUUCAGCAAAUUCAGGCAGCAAUUUGCAUGAGUUAGACAUGGAAGAGAGAAGCUUGCCUAUGAUUACAGUGGAGCUAUAGAUGCUGUAUGCAUUGAUAGAUGUUUCCAAUUAAUUGUGAGAUAAGUGGCCAGCUAAUACUAAGAUCAAAUCUAAAACUCUACAUGCAAAGCACUAUAAAAAAAGCAACAAAACACUUUGAAACCAACUCAAAACUCUCAUUUCCAGGAAUAGCUGAAAAAAGCUUAAAGAUUGAUUGGAUUUUUCAAUGUAACAAGAUGCUACAUUCAUAGAAACAUAGAUAUGACAGCUAUGGAUACAAACAUUUUCUCUAUCUGUAGACUGCACUCUCGUAUUUCAUGUAUCUUUGGAAGCAGUUGAUUCUAGACCUCCCUUCUGUGUAUGCUGUAGCCGCAGACAUGCCAGCAGCUUUUCUACAAGUAGAAUCAGUUCGUGUAUAGGCAAGGCCGCAUGCUGUUCACCUCUAAGUAAUUUCCCAACUGUAGAGAAGCUGCUUGUUGAAUGACUAGAAGAGCCCUUGCAGAGGUAGCAUGUUGCCAAGGCAAGAUGCAGGCUGAGUUGGUUGCCACAAGCCCACUGGGGCAGGGGCUGGAUGUGGUACACCAAUCCUUGCUCACCCCAGGUGCCAAAGAGCCCACCCAGAGGAGAAUCACAUGGAGUACACAGAGGGGUCAACGAGGUACACUGCGGGCCUCAGGCUAAUGUUGUGAUCUUCCAAGCUGCACAAGCCAGGAGCUCCUGCAUAUUUUUUAUGUGGAAGGUCCAGGCACCCAACAUUUUGUUCCUGGCCUUGGUCAGGAGUGCCUCAGUCUUCAUUGCACAUACCAGCAAGACUCCUGUCUAUGCCUGCCAAGGUCCCCCAAGUUGGUAUUUCCUCUGCCCGUCCUACCCAAAGGGCAGCACCUCUGAGUGCUGUCAGAUGGAUCUUUGCACAGAAAUACCCAUAACUUCUUCUCCUGCAGGAGACUUCUGACAAGCAGAGACCACAGAGAGAGCCAGGCUUAGUUCUCUCUUCAGCUAACAGUAUCCAUAUGUCUAGCAACUACCUCUCAGGGGAAGGCUAUAGGGCUGCACACUACUGAGGAGAAGGUUAGGCUCACUCUCUCCUGUUUUGAGGCUGUUGUCACUCGUUGUGAAAGAUUUCAAGGUUAUGCUGUGCAGUUUAGAUGUCUUUUUGAUGCAUUGCAACCCCUUAGUUGCAAGGGGCUCAAAGGUUGCUACACAUAUCCAGUGCUAUUGCACGUGUCCAGACAGUGUAAUGUCUACAGGAAAAAUCUGGGGCAGAUGCAAAACCAACCAGACCAAAAGCUGUAUGAACAUGCUUAGCACUGUGACAAGCCUGAAUCUUUGCACACUGCCUUCAGCCUGGUCUGUUAGUGCAGUGUGCUACCCCGGCCACGUCCACUUGGUAUGCUGUGAGAGCUCAGGCAGACUGUGUGUGUGCACCAGAGCUGCACCACACAGCCAUACCCACAGCUUUCUGAGCCCACGGUGCACUCUUUGUGUAUACACUUAGUCCUGAGAUUCUAUUAGGAUUUAAUCUUAUCGUUCAUUUAAAUUCUAUAACUAAGGAAAAAGCAUCAGGAGUGUCAUCAUCAUUAAGGGUAAUCAAGUGAUAACUGCAGAAGGAAAACCAAAUUAUUGGAAAACACAUUCCAGUCAUUACUGGAGACAGCUUUGAGAUGCAUUGUGUCAGUAACUUAAUGAAAAGUUGUGGAAGAAAAAUGUUUAAUGCUACAUUUCAUUAAUCAAGGUUAGUUGAGGGGGAAAAAAAAAUCAUAUAGGCAAACAGCAAAGGGAUUAGUUCACCCUUGGUCUCAUUUAGUGCUGGCUAUAUUUGUUUCACUGAAUAUCAGUGUUAUUAAUGUCAGUAGCUUAUAUUGGAAAUAACCUCUAAUACAUCAGCUGGUUUACCUGACAUUUGACUGAAGAACACAAAGGGAGUGUUUGUUGGCCAGCAUGCGUGCAGUUGUGUGAUACAUGCUGUCAAAAUAAGGUUUUGAUAAUUUGUGUAUUAUAUCCUGAUGAUAAAUUUCUAACACGUGUAUGUGAAGAGGAAGCUACCUCUGCCAAUUGAAAAGUACCGUGACUAUACUGGAGCUAUUUCUGAAAUGUGAAUUACUAUUGCUUUUCUGAGUAUGCAUUCUGCAUUAUUAUCUGCGUAUCCCAGAUCGUUUCCUAGCAAAUGUUUGAUAUGAACUAUUUUUAAACUGUAUAAAGCUGAGGAAAAGAUUAUGAGCUGGUUAACUGAAGGCUUUUGUUUUCAAUUACAUGAUAAACUUCUUCUUAAGCUUUAAAAAGAUGUAAAGCCCCAGUUCUGCAGACUGCUUUCUAAAAACAAGAACGGUUCAACAACCUUCAUGAAAACCUUGGCUGUGCUGAUGUUCAGGUGUAAGACAGAGUCUGUGACUCAGCCACCAUACAGCAUUCAGCUCUGCCUUUGGGAAAUGCCCUAACUUUCCCACAGGAUCUGCUUUAUAAGAUAGAUGAAAAGUAACCACUGUGGCUGGCUCAGACAAGCUGAAAAGCAGCCCCCAGCCUCUCACAGUGUCACUUCCACACCCCUGUUUUGGGACAUGGGAGCCCAUGUUGUGGUGUGUCCCUGUGUGAGCACUACAGGCUUUGGCUUUCACUGAUGGGGAAGGAAAAGUGGGGUGUUCCAUGAGACGGCCAUGUCAGUUCAGACAGGGUUAAGUCUUCAGGCAGCGCUGUAUGGACAACGACAAAUCUUAUGUUAUCAGCAGAAAGGGAAAGUGCUGCUAUAUGUAGUGUGCCAGCACAUUGUCUUGUAUCUGGCUGCUAUUGAUUCCUUCUUUCUUUAUACCACUGGAACAACCUGGAACUUGUCAAGCUUUGCUCGGGUUGAUUUACAGCUAAUUAAUUCAACAGGCAUUUUUAAUCUUGCAAAUUUGCGACUUGUAAUACAGCAAUCAGGCUCCCACGAGCGAACAUUAAUCAGAGAGGGGGAAGAAAAGUGCUGCUAUCUGCACUCAGUGCGGUGCCUGCCUGCAGAGUGGAGAAACUAUAUUCUUCCUUGCUUUUAGCUUACAGGUGGAUUUUAGCUUCAUUGAUGGGAAGCAGAAGGGAAAAAAAAUGGCAUGUUUUCCCAGGGUGAAUAUGUCCAUGAGUCAAACACUGAUUAGUGUGUCUUUUUUUACUAUGGAAGUGCACCCACUGGUACCCUCAGCAGGGAGGCCAGAGACCAAAAACUCUUGAAAACUGGGAAGUAAAGGAUUCCUCUGCACGGGAUUUUUUUGUGAAACACUGUGGAAAUCUGCCCCAGUUGUUUCACUGAAUAAGGAGAGAAGAGUCUUAUGAGGGGAAAAAAAACACAUACAACCUUAAUGCCAAUACAGUAUUUGUGGUGCAGUGACUCUUUUUGCAACUAAAGAUAUUAACUGAGAGCAUUCUAGAUCUGUUAUGAGCUCACUGGAGCAUAGAGGGAGACAGCAUAAGCCACUUCGCAGAUAUACCUGCAUUGCUAUUGGCAGUUGUUUAUUAGCAAUAAGAUACAUAGGUGUCUCAAAAUAGAGCAUACAAGACAAGGAUUUGGUUUGGCUAUUGUGUCAAUGAUUGUUAAAUCUAGAAAUUGUAGAUCUUUGUAAUAGCUUGUAGGGGAAAAAAAAAAAAUACUUUUUAAUGUAUAUUUUAAUUUACAGAGGAUAAACCUCAGAUGGCUUCCACAACAACUUAUCACUUAAAUUAGGCUCAUGGAGGCUUUUCUUUAUAUGGAAUAGGAGAGGUUUGGUGUUGUUCAAAUGCUUUAUGUGCUUUCUCAUGCUCUUGGUUUCUCAUGCAGUACACAUGAGAAUAAGCAAAUAGUGGGUGCACAAGUUCAUCUUCCCUUAGUGCAAGCAGUCCUGGUAUAAUCUUGCUCAUCUACACAUCAGGAGCAUGAACAUGGGGCAGAGAGGUGAUCACUUGUAAAUCAGCUGAAAAUAAAGAUGGAGAUCGGAUGAUGUGGGAAAAACCUUAUUACAAUUUGGGAACAGUUGUGAAUCCAUGGGGCAGAUGAGCCCUCGUGGUAUUUCUUCACUCAGCUCCUUGUGCACAUCACCGCUGAAGGACUUUUAAUCAUAUUAUAAGUUGUCCAUUUUUGCUUCUUUAGAAGUGGGAACAGUAACACCCUGACUUGCAAUGGAAAUCACUUUGGAUUUGUGGAGGUGCCCAUAACCUUUGUGCAUGAUCUAGAAGUGUAGCACAUCAUAGCAGUUGUGUUUUCUUCAAACAUUCACUCGGACAAGUUUGCAGGAUGCAUUAGACACUGUUAUGAUUUUAUUCCUGGCUUCCAUUUCCUUCCUGCUCUUAGGAGUGUCAGUGCAAUCCCCACUGCUGAGAGAAGAUAUGCCCAUAACAACAUGGUAGUGAGUAUUACAGAAUCAUAGAAUCACAGAAUUGCUUGGGUUGGAAGGGACCUUAAAGAUCAUCCCAACCUCCAUGUAGGCCAUGGGCAGGGCUGCCACCCAACAGCUCAGGCUGCCCAGGGCCCCAUCCAAUCUGGCCCUGGAUAUCUGCAGGGAUGGGGCAUCUACAUAUCCUUUGUUUUGGAGUUGCUGUCAGAACAGCCACUAAACUGGGAUUCUCUGAAUCAGCAGCCACAGAUCCCCUCGCAAUUUAAAGUUCCUUUAAAUCAAUUCCCAUUUAUUCUCAAAGGCAGAAACGCUUCUGCAUAAUUUGUUCUACACAAUGGGACAGAUAUUUUGCUGUCUUUUCUUUAAGUUGUGCGUUAUUCUAGCUAGUGAGCAUCACUGUAUUUUCCUGCAAGUGCCCUUCCAUGUAUAAGGCUGUCUCACCAGUGAAAGCUGGCUCUGCUCUCGUUACCACGCUGGCUUACCUGCAUGCUUACACAAAUGCCAACUUAACGGUCCUUAUUUGUUAUGCUGUAGGUCCAUGCCAAACCCAGUAUGACUUCUGGAUUUGACCCAGGGCAUUAGCAAAUGGGAGAGUCAUCUUCUCACUGCAAGCACUGGACGCAGAACCCACUGAGAUGCAAUAAACACAGUUCCUUAUCAUGCUGAUUUGACAGUAAUUUUGCAGGGUACAGCUGUGCUUUAAAACUUUGUUCAGUUCUCUGCAGUCUUUUUUUUAAUUAAUAUAUUUAUAUAUAUGAAUCAACAGCAACAGGAAAAAGCCACACACUCACACAUACAAAUCCAAACAAACUUUCAUUGUUCUUCACUGUACACUGUUCUCAUGAAAUCCGCUGUGUGAGGAGCGUGAUAGUUAAUUCACAUUGGAACAGCCCUUCCUCUGUCCAUUUUCCAAAUGGAUUCCCACAAAAACUAUUCAUAAUAAACCCAGUAGUAAUUAAAAUGAACAUACUCUUCAAUCAUUAUAGCACAAUUUACGCUCACUCAGAUAAGGCUAGGUAAUUUGCGCAUCCCUCUUCCUUUCAUUUCUUACAAUGCACAACUCAAAGUUUCUUUUGCGGGUUGACGGGUGAAUUUGAUUGUUUGGGGAAAAUGUGUGCAUAAGAGUUUCUAGACCAUUAGUAAAACUUUCUUUGAGCUUUCUUAAGCAAUUUCAUGUGAGAUUGAUGAUCCUAAAAGAUUCAGACUUACUGCGCUUGCAAAACCUUCUUGUGUGGUCUACAGAGAAAAAAAGACACUGUCAAAGGACUGAUUGAGAAAUUUUGCCUGGUGAACACACUGAUAAGUAAUACUCACACCAGCAGCACCCUGGAAAGGAGCACUUAUUGUACUGAGAUUUGCCUUGACUAUAGGUAGCUUAUAAUAUUAAAGGGCUUGACUAAAGGGCCUCCAUAGCAAUGGAUGACUUUCUUUUGACUUUACCGAAGUCCAAUAAGUCCCAAGAGUAAGCAAGUGUCAUUUUGCUAUUAAAUUUCACAAUGCCUCUCCGGAUUAAAUUUAUUUUUAAGGAAUCUCUUUAGUCACUAUUUUACAGCACACUUGAACUUUACUAUCAAGUGAACUGCCAGUCAUUGUGCAUCCAAUACUGAUUAGGCAAAGGAAAAUCUCUGGGGAAGGAACAUCAGUCUUUGUAUUGAAAAAAUAGUCCACUGGAAAUAAUAUAAAGCACUUCUAGGUCUUCCAUUUCUGUGAGUCACUGAAUGAUUCAAAGACACCUUCCUGGGUUCCAGAAUAUAUUUAAAUAUUUGUCUAAAUGUUCAGAAAACUUACCAAGAUAUUAAUAAUAUUUUAAUAUUUUCCAUGAAAAAAAUAAAAUAAAAUACUUCAAGCUACACAUUUCAAUGUCAAGAAGAAUGCAUAUCUCUAUAUAAAUUCUAAGUCACUGGGCUUUGGGGCAGCAAGGGAAAAAAUGGCAAUUUGAGGAGGUGACAUUUUCACCUAAACUCUGCAAGAGUUUCCUGGUGUCCCCAUCAGCCUGCUGCUCCAGCCCUCACCUACACUUUCUUGUCAUCAUUUCAUUUCUGAAACCCUUGAAGAAAGAUCUAGGGUUUGGAUAUUGACCAACCUCAUCUCAGUCUUCGGUGCUAGGGCACAGAGCAGGGAUGCAGGAACCUCAGAGACAGCAAGGUAGGGUCCGGCAGAGAAAGGUAGAUCUUUUUAUUCCAGUUUCUCUACUGGCACAGCUGAAUGGGUGAUGGGGGCAAGGGCUGCUUCUUCAUGGGGCAGAUACUGAGUGCUGAGACAUGGGGAUGGUGUUUGUAUCCUGCUCUUUGGAAAGGAAAGGCAACAAAUAAAAUUUAGGAAGCUGCGAUGUUAGAUACCCACAGUGCCAAAGCACUGAACCAUCAAGCUGUAUUCCUGGCCCUUAGAGGUUGGUGCCAAGAAUGGAAACAAUUUUAGUAGCUGCUGCAAUGCAGUCCUCAGAGAUGCCGUCUGCAGCUUUUUGUCCUUUUCAAGUUGCUACGCAGAGGGAAAAACAAAGGAUUGUAAAACAUCUUUGCAGCUGUUUCAGAGCUGUGCCUUUUAGCAUCUUUGGGUUUUAUGAAGACCUGAAAUAUAUUUCUCUCCUUUACAAGAACAUAUUAUUUUUUCAUGCAUUGCAUACAAAGUCAUAAAGCCUUGGCUUCUCUGAGAAAGUUCCCACUUAGUUCUGUGGUAAAAGCAGAAAAAAAUGGCAGGCCCUGAGGUGUAGGCUGUGCAAGGGUUAAUGGCAAUAGGCAGCAGCUCUGCUCUGCCACUGUGGUUUGUAGGUUCAGCGUUGGCGAUUCCCCAUUUUGGCCUGCCACAAGUUGGACAAAAUGACACAUCAGUUUGAAAAACAUAAUCAAAAUAUGAGGAACUUAGGAAUGUAAGUACUCUUAUUCAUGAAACUCCUUUCCAGACCCUGAAGUCUCCUCUUGUGAUUGCAUGCCCAAAUUUUGCAUUUUAGGUAGGGAUUCCAGGCAGGAUUUAGGGGGAAAGCUGGGCCUGCCCCUGUGCUAAGGCCAGAACUCCAAGCUCAAACCCCUCCUUAUCUCUAGUGGAUUGAAGCCAACACUUCCUCGGGGAGUCUCCUGUAUGCAGGCAUGGGACACAGUACCUGUCGUCAGAUGAGGAAAGGCCACCAUGCAGCUUGACGUGCAGCAGUGCUGGCUGAGGAAAGGGAGGUCCAGGAGAUAGGGCUCUGUGCUGUGAGGUCCAAGAAGAGAUAGGGCUCAAUGGUGCGCAGAGCCAGACAUAGGAACACCCCAGGCAUGCCCCCAGCACAUCGGGACCCAUGGGCCUGUGACUCUCAGGUGGCCUCAGCAGAGGAUGUGUGCAUAGAAGGCCACUCAAGCUGAGUUGGUGGUGUCUUUGGGAACAGGCGGUCUACAGGCCUUUCAGCAGCUGCAGUCCCAGAGGUAGACCAGAUCUCAACACCUGAUAAAAAGCAAAUGAUUUCCUAAUGCUACAAAAAGCCUGUUAAAAAAAAAAAAAAAAAAAAAAAAAAA
Molecule: messenger RNA, 15754 nt
Organism: Coturnix japonica (Japanese quail)
Lineage: Eukaryota; Metazoa; Chordata; Aves; Galliformes; Phasianidae
Gene: XKR4
Product: XK related 4
Biological process (GO): phosphatidylserine exposure on apoptotic cell surface; apoptotic process involved in development; engulfment of apoptotic cell
Cellular component (GO): plasma membrane
Source: RefSeq, a predicted model, not a curated record